This is a messenger RNA of Theobroma umbraticum, 1782 nucleotides long. Its product is annotated as THO complex subunit 4C-like. Gene Ontology annotation, molecular function: mRNA binding. Lineage: Eukaryota; Viridiplantae; Streptophyta; Magnoliopsida; Malvales; Malvaceae. Gene Ontology annotation, biological process: mRNA export from nucleus. Gene Ontology annotation, cellular component: nucleus. The record is from RefSeq and is a predicted model, not a curated record.
CUUUUGUUCUUUUGUUUAUCAAUCCUUCUUACCUCUCUGUAAAACCUGGAAAAAAAUCGCUCCUCCUCCGACGUCGUCCCUAUCUACCGUCGACCUAUCUGCGGCCUCCCUUCACCUUUCCUUUCUCUUUGAACCAAGGUCUAAAGAAGGUCUAAAAGAUAGCAAAACCCGAAGCCAACAACUCCUGAAGAAAAGCUGAAGCCCCGCCUCCUCGACUGUGAACCCUCCAAUCUCUCAGCAGGGACGUUUUCCUUUUGUUUUUGGGUUCUCGUUUUGCUUCAAUUUUUUGUUUUUUUGUUUGGCUGAUUGUGGCUAGAAUUUCAUAGUUUUCUUGGGUUUGUGAUCUGUGUUUUGCUUCCUCUUUUCACAGGGAUUUCUCUCCCUUCGAUUUGGGCAUUGUCUAGUGUGACUUUGAUUUUGGGACAGAAGUGUGAUAGACCUGAUGAUUGCUGUUGUUGAAGGUAGCAUUGUUUGAAUACUCUUUCUGUUUUUGGUUUGUUGCUGCUCCUUGGGGUGUGUUCUGCUUCUCUUGUUUUCUUUAUCAGUAGAUGAAAAACUGAUGUGUUCUUCCUAGAUUCUCAAGCCAGCAGAGAAAAAAUCAAAGUUCAUGUCGACUAAAAUGUGAUGGUUGUAGCUAUCAAUGUAUAAUGGGUUACAAUUCUUUACCAAGCUUACGUAAUGGCUACCUCCCUGGAUAUGACCCUGGAUGAUAUGGUGAAGAGAAAUAAGAGUGAGAGAGGCAGAGGCCGGGGUAGGCCGCGCCGCGGCAGAGGCUUUUUUGGUGGUGGAAGGAUGACAGCAACCACCCUUGCUACUCGUCGAGGUCCCCUUGCUGUCAAUGCCCGCCCAUCGCAACACUCUAUUGCCAAGUCUUCCCACAGGACCAGGAGCACACCAUGGCAGCAUGAUUUGUUUGAAGACAGCCUUAGAGCUGCAGGGAUAUCAGGAGUAGAAGUUGGCACCAAGUUAUAUGUAUCCAACUUGGACCUUGGAGUCACAAAUGAAGAUAUCAGGGAACUUUUCUCUGAGAUAGGGGAGCUGAAAAGAUAUGCAGUUCAUUACGAUAAAAAUGGUCGGCCAAGUGGUUCAGCUGAAGUUGUUUAUCUCAGAAGGAGUGAUGCAUUUGCUGCUCUUAAGCGGUAUAACAAUGUCCUGUUGGAUGGAAAGCCCAUGAAAAUUGAAAUUGUUGGUGCCAAUGCGGAAGUGCCAAUUUCUGCUCGUGUUAAUGUAACCGGAAUGAAUGGAAGGAGGAAGAGGGCUGUUGUUUUGACGCCUGGACCAGGUCAGUCAAGAAGCUCUGCUGGAACUAAUCGCGGUCUUAACCGUCGUGGGGGUAUGAGGAGUGGCCGUAGUGGUUCUCGUGGUAGAGGCCGUGGCCGUGGAAAAAAGAAGCCGAUUGAGAAGUCGGCAGAUGAUCUUGACAAGGAGCUGGAAAACUAUCAUGCUGAAGCCAUGAAUGUUUCAUGAAGUCUAAAACCAUUAUGAAUUUAACAUAAUAUUUUUGCUUCUUGUUAGCUGUACAAAAAUGGCAUUGCAGCAUUUUAGUUUCGCAUUGUAUUUUAUUUGUUAGAUGGGUUUUUGGUUUAGUUAUUAGAUUUUUAAGUUGAGUAGGAUGGGUUUGUUUUGUCAUCUAGGUAGAUUUGAAGCCUUAGUUGAAAGUGGGAGUGUGAUGAGUUUAGAACUUGGUAUGUGAUUGCAAACUCAGUUAUACUGUCUGUCAAGUCUGCUUGAUUGACAAUGAUAUUACCCUCGGCUCAGGAGCACAAGCCUGAUGUAAUUUCA